AAGAGAUUGUACCAGUCUCUAAUUACUGUCUACUCCCAUUAAAAAUUCAAUUCCUCAAGGACAAAUUAAAUCCACGAAGAACUAACCAAGGAGACAAUGUCAAAAAAGAAGCAGCAAAAUCCUUACGAUUCGAAUGGGCUGCAGGAUUGGGGCACGUACAUGGCAGCGAAGAAGUCCAAACUGGAGGAACAAUUUGAUAAAUUAGCACAAUCAGAGUUCCAAGAUGCCACAAAUCUCUUCAGAGGUGUAGCAAUAUUUGUUAACGGUUACACGAAUCCUUGUGCUGAUGUAUUGAAACGUCUGAUGAUGGAGCACGGAGGAAUUUAUCAUACCUAUCAAAGCUCCAGGAGCACAACUCACUUGAUCGCCUCGAAUUUACCAUAUUCUAAGAUAAUCCAAUACAGAAAGAGCAAAAAUCCAUUGCCUCUGUGUAAACCCGAGUGGAUCACUGACAGCAUAAAAGCUAAUAAAUUGCUGGACUGGAGGCCGUAUUUAUUAUACAACAAUACAUCAGUGACUCAGCCUCAAUUGCAGUUGAAAAAUCAGACAAAUGAUUUGGCAAAAAGGCCCCAAGAUCCCGACAUGGGACCAUCAACAAGAAAAGAAGACCCAGGGCUUACAGUCGACCCUCAAGCUCCACCACUUGAAUCCUCAAAAUUUUCAAAUAGCGAAAAUCAUAAAGAAAAAUCUCCAAAGAUUCGAGAAGAGCAGGCAAAACCAUCAGGGGCAGCUCUCUGCUCAAAAAACGAGGAAUUCCUCUCAGAGUUCUACAACAACUCUCGUCUCCAUCACAUAGCAACAAUGGGAGCAACAUUCAAGGAUUAUGUAAAUGAACUUCGAUCGAAAAACGAUGGAUCAUUCCCAGGUUUCGAUCGUCUGAAAAUUUUGAACAGGAAAAAUUCAACUGGAGCAUCAGCUCGAGACAAGAACGAGGACUCAGAUUCCGAUGAAGACUUGUUCUCCCCCAAACUCCAAAGAAAUAAGAAUAAAAAAGAAUCAAUUAUAAUGCACAUCGACAUGGAUUGCUUUUUCGUUUCAGUGGGCCUUAGAAAUAGACCGGAGUUGAGGGGCCAUCCGGUGGCUGUGACUCACGCAAAAGGUAAAGCUUCUUCGAGGGGUAAAGAAGACGAGGAGCUUGGGUCUAUGUCAGAGAUCGCUUCGUGCUCUUACGAGGCACGAAGAGCGGGCUUGAAGAACGGAAUGUUCCUGGGACAGGCUUUGAAGCUCUGCCCCAACCUGAAGACCAUAAAAUAUGAUUUCGAAGGGUACAAAGAGGUCUCUUAUACUCUUUACAAUACUGUAGCUUCGUAUACUCUAGAUAUUGAAGCAGUUAGCUGUGACGAAAUGUACGCGGAUAUUUCGAAAAUCCUCGAGGAAUCCACUCUGACCCCUUCAGAAUUCGCUGCCAUCAUUCGAGCUGAAAUCAAGGAAAAAACCGGAUGUCCUGUGUCCACGGGAUUCGGUAGCAAUAAACUCCAGGCGAGAUUGGCAACGAAGAGGGCAAAACCCGAUGGGCAAUUUCAUUUGAAAAGUGAUGAUGUGGAAUCUUAUGUUGGGGGAAUUAAAAUUGGAGACAUUCCUGGGGUUGGGUGGUCCACUAUGCAUCAGUUACGGAAGAUCAAUGUGGAAUUCUGCAGGGAUUUGCAGAAGAUCUCUCUGGGAGCUCUUCAGGAGAAGUUUGGAAAAAAACAUGGGGAGAUGUUGUUUAAUACUUGUCGAGGGAUUGAUCAUUCCAAAUUGAGUACCGAGCAUGUGAGGAAAUCGGUUUCGGCAGAGAUUAAUUAUGGGAUUCGGUUUGAGAGUGAUGAUGAUGCCAGGGGGUUCAUUAUCAAGCUGGCGAAGGAAGUUUGCUCGAGGCUGUCGAAAAUUAAUGCCAAGGGAAGAUGUGUUACACUGAAGCUGAUGGUCAGAGAAAAAAAUGCACCGGUUGAUCCAGCCAAGUUUAUGGGGCACGGGUUGUGCGAUAAUUUUACUAAAUCCAAGAAUUUUAUGACACCUGUUGAUGAUGAGGUGAUCAUCACCAAAGAUGUUCUUCUUCUUUGGGAACAGAUGCAGCAGCCGGCGCAUGAAAUACGAGGAAUUGGAAUACAAAUAUCGAGAUUGGAGAAUUUAAAAUGUAAAACGGUUAAUAACAAUUUAAUGAAAUUCAUUGAGAGGGGAAGAGCGGUGGAAAAAAAUCGGGAGACACGAGAGGAAAUUAAAAAUAUUGUGAUUGCAGAAAAUAAGAAUCGUAUUCUUGAAGUUAAAAAAAAUGUGGAAACGAAAAGAAAUCGGGAUCUCAAAACAUUUUUUUCAGCAAAAAAAUCAUUGACGGAAAAUCCAAAGGGAAAAGCGAGUUAUGUAGAAGAGAAUUCGAAAAUCGAUGAAUCGGUUUUGGCAGAACUUCCGGAAGAUAUCAGACUAGAAAUCCUGAAAAUCCAUAAACCUGACAUUAAAUUAAAAAAUCCAUCGACUCACGAUAAAUUAAAAUCCCACCUAUUGAAUACUGAAUCCAAAGAGAAUAAAAAUAUUUCAACAGAAAAAUUUUUACCCCCAUCCCAAGGGAUUGACGGGGACGUACUGAUCGAGCUUCCCGAAGAGAUAAGAAACGAAAUUCUAGCAUCGAAACCAGUGAUUAAAAAAUCAGAACCAAAUGCAAUAGAUCAUUACUUCAAGCACAAAAAAUGUGAAAUCCGCUCGGAAGCAAAAAUGCCAACAAUGCACGAAUUAGAUAUGCAAGUGUUAAUUGAAUUACCCGAUGAUAUCCGAAACGAAAUAUUGAAUGAGUACAAAGACCACAAGACUGAAAAUACCUCAACCACAGAAAACCGCAAUUUGCCUCUGCAAGAGACAAGAAAAAAUAUCGAAAACACGAUAAACAAUAAAAAUCCUAUCGACGACUUGAAUUGUUCCUUCUCCCAAGUGGAUCCAGAGUUUCUAGCAGCCCUGGACAACGAGACCCGAAACGACGUGAAGGAGUACUGUCUCGCGAAGAAAAAAGAAAAGGCUUCGAAGCUGAGGAAAAUCGACGAGAAGCUCCAGAAUUCUGCGCACCCAAUUCCAAAAAAGCGGGGACGAAAGCCAAAAGCUGUCCUUUCAUCUGGAAAAAAUUCCAAAGCUCUACCUCGCACUAAAAAAAAAUCGAGUGAAAAAUGUGGGCCUCAUGCCCCGAAGAGACAUAACAGUUUUUUAGAGAAUGAAAUGAGUAUUUUAGAGGGCAAUGGGCCUCCGAGGAAUGACCCAGGAAAUAAAAUCCAAUGUUAUCCCUACAAUUCACGUGAGAAUGCUGUCAAUAAUUCAAAGAACGCGUUGAAGACUGAGCAACAGCUGAUGUUAAAUACUCUAGUAAAUUAUCUCUUCAGUCUUCCCUUGCAACAGGUGAAGAAACAAAUACAAACAUGGAUUAAUAACUCAGACAUGGUAAACGAGAUUGAUUCAUUAUCCAUAACAACGUACCUCAGCAUGCUGCCAAAAGAAAAACGAAUUGAGGAUCUACACACUCUAAUGAAGACCAUGCACAGAUGUAUGACCGAGACUGGAAGUUGCGUUUGGCAUGGAACCUAUAGGAAAACGGUUGAACACGUUCAACAGUGUAUGCAGAUUGAGUACAACAGCAAUCUAAUGUUACCAGCAAUCAGAUGCAACCUUCGCGAAUGCAGAAGUGAUGGUGUAUGACAAUGUGUAUUUUCUUUUUGUAUAUUGCGGUUUUUUAUCUGUUGGAUUUCUGGUUCGUUUUGUUUUUUUUUUUUCAUCUCUUUUAUGUCUUGAAUAAAUUAUUAUUUUACAAUUGACCUAAUAGAAACAUAUUUACAAGCAAACAUGAUAUACUUACCUUCGACCUUAAUGUACACAAUACCACCAUUCCUUAAUCAGCGCAAUGACUUAUCCAUUAAAAUUGUGUUAAUAGUUUCUGUUUCUGUUUCUCUCUCAUUUCUGUUUGCUACGUAUCAAAGGAGGAGCAAAAUACAUCUGCUCAUACUGAGUAGUCCCUCAUUGAUAAUAGAUUUGUUUUUUAUCUGCUUUUUUUGCGAU
Messenger RNA from Fopius arisanus, 4011 nucleotides. RefSeq names its product Rev1 DNA directed polymerase (gene Rev1). Lineage: Eukaryota; Metazoa; Arthropoda; Insecta; Hymenoptera; Braconidae. Gene Ontology annotation, biological process: error-prone translesion synthesis; error-free translesion synthesis. The coding region runs from base 97 to 3654 and encodes 1185 amino acids. The record is from RefSeq and is a predicted model, not a curated record. Gene Ontology annotation, cellular component: nucleus. The transcript is spliced from 4 exons. Gene Ontology annotation, molecular function: damaged DNA binding; DNA-directed DNA polymerase activity; deoxycytidyl transferase activity.